Molecule: messenger RNA, 378 nt
Organism: Gongylonema pulchrum
Lineage: Eukaryota; Metazoa; Nematoda; Chromadorea; Rhabditida; Gongylonematidae
Source: the annotation of a GenBank genome assembly
AUGAAAUUACUUUGCUCAUUUGAUGAGCUGUUCUCAUUUCGAAAGUCCGGAGGUCGUUCGGUAGUCGCAUUUGAUGUCCCGCCUUCACAUCGAAUCAGUGAUAGUGAUAGUACUACUUCUGAAGCAGUAUCGGACGAGCAGGAGCAUUCAACAAGCUCGGGAACUGUCACAUCCGAUAGUUCCGAUGACAAUAACGUUCGCGAAAGUGUCUGGUCGGAUGAGGAUAGCGCUGUUACUGAUAGCGAAGAUGGUGAUUCGGAAAAAGAUUCAGAAUUCGGAAGCAGCCGUCCUAAAAUGGUAACAGAUUUCCUCAGAUUUAAUUCCUCUUUUCCCCAACACACAAAAAUUAAUUCUUCACGAAAUUUUGAAAAGUACUGA